Megalobrama amblycephala (Wuchang bream) is the source of this 3475-nucleotide messenger RNA. Its product is annotated as protein naked cuticle homolog 2. Gene Ontology annotation, molecular function: calcium ion binding. The transcript is spliced from 10 exons. The record is from RefSeq and is a predicted model, not a curated record. The coding region runs from base 908 to 2044 and encodes 378 amino acids. Gene Ontology annotation, biological process: negative regulation of Wnt signaling pathway. Gene Ontology annotation, cellular component: cytoplasm. NCBI's taxonomy places the organism in Eukaryota, Metazoa, Chordata, Actinopteri, Cypriniformes, Xenocyprididae.
CUUCAUUUGGACAACUUUAAAGGUGAUUUUCUUUUAGAUUAUAAGCCUAUUUAGAUUUAGAUAAGAAUAUUUAGAUUUUUUUUUGCACCCUCAGAUUCCAGAUUUUCAAAUAGUUGCAUCUCGACCAAAUAUUGUCAUAUCCUCACAAACCAUACAUUAAUAUAUUGAAAAAUUGACCAUUAUGACUGGUUUUGUGGUCCACAGUUACAUAUGUAGAUGAAGCUGACAAAGAAGCUUAUAAAGUAAAGUUAUUGUUGUGAUUGUCAUGAUCAUUUUUUGGAGUACCUAAAAAUUGUGAUAAAGCUGCAGAGAGAAAAAAUGAUCAUCUUGUUGUAUUUCAACACAUCACCAGAGGGCGCUACAAUUGAAUUGCUAUUUGAUUGAUGAAAUGAGUUGCAUUAUUGUACAAACAAACGCUGUAAAGUUAACUUUCCCCCCUCUAAUACUGAAAUAGUGUUAGAUGGAGGUAUCUCAGUGCUAAAAUAUAUAUUUGGCUUAAUAUUUUGUUAUGUUCAAUCUAAAAAACAAUCGGCAGUUGCGAAAUCAAAGCUAAUCUCCAAGUAAAGGUUAUUCCUUUACUUACUUUCUGAAACACGAAAACCGAAAAGGUAGUUAGGAAUACAGCAGGGGCUUGGAUAAGAAUUCUCAAGCACAUUUCACUAGGCUGUCCGAUGAAGAAACUGGGCUAAAACUGAAGGAUGCGCACAUCGUCAAAGGCAGGGAGAGAGAGAGUUGCGCUUCAUCCACGAGGAACGAGCGUGUGGCAAAUCCUCACUGAACAGUUCCUCAAACUUCAUCUCAGUAAUUUAAAUGGAAACAUGCAUAUUCUGCCCCACUUAAUUUAUGCCACAGAUGUCACAGCUGUUCCUGAAAUGACUGGUUUGUUUAUUCCAUAAGAGGGAUCAACAUGGGAAAACUGCAAUCGAAACAUGCAUGUAAACGGAGAGAAAAUCCAGAGGGAGAUGCUUUUAAGGAGCUUGAGUGUAUCGGUGAAGUGGACAGAAACAAGCUGGUAAAGGAUCUGUGUGGUAGAGAUCCAAAAGUAGAUCAUUACUGUGCGCUGCAAGUAACACUGCCACCAGAGAGAGUAAUGGAGAAUCCCAAAUCUUUGCUUUCUUCUCCUGAAAAUGGAAGGCAGCAUCCACUCAAAGAUGCACUGAGGAGAAAUGGGAAGAGUGAUGAUAAGGAGUGUAACGUGUCUGUCAUGGAUGAAAAUCGUCGAGAGUGGAUGAUUACGUUGUACAAUUUGGACAACAAUGGGAAAAUAACCAGAGAGAAUAUGUUGAGCUUGAUGCAGACGAUCUAUGAGGCGGUCGAGGCAUCAGUAAAACAGCUGGUGCUCAGCAAUGGCACAAGCCUGCGAGUGAAGCUGAGCGUCACUCCAUUAUCCAGCAGAAAAGAUCGGGAUGCUGGGAUGCAGUCUGUGAAUGAGCGGGAUCAGAUAAAGGAGGCAGUGCGGUGUGUAGAGAGCCAUCAUUCUCAGAUCAGAGGACUGAACUCGGAUCAGUUGGGUGUUCUGGAGAAGAAGCACUACUCCGUAGAUGAAAACACAGAACGUAGGAACCACUAUCUGGAUCUGGCUGGAAUUGAAAACUACGCUUCUCGAUUUGAAGAAACAUCAGCUGAGGAGCAGCCUCAGGACAGCCCUGCGGCGCGUGGCCAUCACCGUCGCUCUCAACCCGAGACCUGCAGCCCUGUGGAGUCCUCUGGGAAAUCCAUUCCUUUCCUCAGGUCACUCCGCAGCCGCAGCAAGUCUGUCGGUUAUAGUGGAGCCACAACCAAACCCAGCAAGCUCCAUGGGCAUCACCCUAUGACCUGGUGCCACCCAUCCCAACAGCAACCUCUGCUGCACAGCUCCAGCAAACGCGUCCGUGCCAGAGCCCGUGAGACGGCAUCACCUUCCAGAAGCAACCAUGACAGAGAUGUACACAGCUUUAUGCCCGUUCCUCAAAGACAUGAACACCAUCAUCACCAUGAGCAUCACCAUCACCAUCAUCAUCAUCACCAUCAUCACCCCUGCGUAAGAGUUCUGAAAUCCUCCUGAAUGUCUGAGUAGCAAACUAUCAUAAUCAGUGUUAUUUUUUUUGUAAAAUUAAAGAUGCAGGUGGUUCAUUGGCCAAACAGACAAAACUUGAACAUUUAUGUAAUAAUAGGGACUGAACCACUGUUUUCCAUGAUAUGAGAACCGCACCUGCUCAUAAAAAUUCAGUAGAAAAGAAUCUGCAUUCAUUAUGCUGGUGUGCAGCUCCCUCUUGUGGUUAUGAACGGAAUUCAUAGCUCCUAUUUUGAUUAUAAUGCAUUUGGCGGACUUUUCUUGUGAUUUGGAAAAUGUGCCAUGUUAGUAAAUGCUUAAAGAUUGUAAUAUUUGUGAGGCGCAACACAAUUUUUUCCUCAGGAAUGCGUUUUAUAGACUAUAUGACCACUUUUAUUGUAUGUUAUUACAUAUAGUAUUGUUCUCAUUUAUGUAGUUUUGAUUCAACUUGCUUAUUAUAAUACAUUGAUUGCAAUCAGUGUUUUUUAAAACCAAAGUCUUUACAACUAUAUUGCAUGUUUAUGUUCUGAAUAGGGUUGCUAAUAUUAUAUUAGAAAAUGGCAUGUUUUAUUGUUGACAUCAUAGUUAAAAACUAUAAAACACAUAAUGUACCAGACAAAAUAAAAGAUUAAAUUAAAUAAGGGAAACUGCACAUUCACUUUUUAAAAGUAGGGAGUAUCCCUGUAUGAGACAGUCAAAAAACAAGCAAGCAAAAAAAUGUCACGUUAAACGAAUGUCUUCGGUGUACAAUUAUAAUUACUUAAAUUAGUCUGCGAAUUUUCGUAUGCGAAAUCCAGUCAUUCUAAUAGAAAUCCACUUGGUUGGUGUGAUCAUAUUAACGAAAUUUCUAUAUAUGUCAACAGUGAAAUCACAUUAAAACCAAGCAACUUCCUCUUGGUCAACAUGGCGAAGUUGCUUGACCAAUUUGAUCAGAAGCGAAAUCUUUGCGGGGAACUUUUUCACCUUCACGCAAAACUCCUGAUAAUGUGGAUUCCUAUUAAAAUGUCACCUUUAAUAAUGUUUAAAAACAUGACAUACAUUUUAUCUUUAUAUUAGAAAUUAUUUAGUUUUUUUCAGUUGACACCACCUAUUUUGUCACGUCCCUCAAGGCCUUCUAUGAAAGUGUACUUGUACAUCAAGGCCCCGCCCACACUCCUGCAGAAUUGGUUAAUACAGUUUUCUGCAGAACAACUCGUUAUGUCGGUGUGAAAUAAGUUCUGGAAAUGUAGAAAUUAAAGUUAAAACUCCAAUCUAAUCCUUAAGAUCCAGAAUAAAAGUAUGUUAGUGCUUCAGUGACUCAAUCAAUCAUGAUGGCAAAACCCGCAUUUUUAUAGCAUCAAAUAACUAACUAAAACUUAUUUAAAGGUGCCAUCGAACGUUUUUUACAAGAUGUAAUAUAAGUCUAAGGUGUCCCCUGAAUGUGUGUGUGAAGUUUCAGCUCAA